Molecule: messenger RNA, 3330 nt
Organism: Etheostoma cragini (Arkansas darter)
Lineage: Eukaryota; Metazoa; Chordata; Actinopteri; Perciformes; Percidae
Gene: prdm1b
Product: PR domain containing 1b, with ZNF domain
Exons: 7
Coding region: 359-2530 (723 amino acids)
Biological process (GO): regulation of transcription by RNA polymerase II; cell fate commitment
Cellular component (GO): nucleus; cytoplasm
Molecular function (GO): RNA polymerase II cis-regulatory region sequence-specific DNA binding; DNA-binding transcription repressor activity, RNA polymerase II-specific; histone deacetylase binding
Source: RefSeq, a predicted model, not a curated record
AAUCAUCCAGGUUCAUGAGUUUGUGGUGACGGUGACAAAGUGGCCACAGCGAGAGCGGAUACCCAAAGGAUCUAACUGACAGGAACCCUAAAGAAACACUGGAGAAAGGAGAGAGAAUAAAAAGAGGAGAACAAAGAUUAAAAGCCAUCAAGGGAUGACAUAGCCAAAGAAAUGAGGAUCCUACAGCUGAAUGAAUGUGUGAAAAUCUUGAGAUUUAACAAGCGUACCUAAGACAAGGGAUCUACCUGAUCAAACCAAAGUACUUCUAUACCAAAGAAACUUAAACCAAACAGAACAAAACCAAACUAUAGCUUGAAAGCCUAAAUCUAUCAUCUACAAUUUAUUCUAUAUUGUUAAGAUGAAGCUGGAAAGCACACCAGGAGACAUGAGCGGGUGGAGGGAGUUGGACUUUGUCCUCAACUGCACAUACAUUGUGCCAGACCAGGUGUCAGACCCCAGCUUCAGUCUGCCCAAAGCCAUGACCUCCAUUCCACGCAACCUCACCUUUGAAUACAGCACAGACAAUGAGGUGAUGGGCGUGUUCAGCAAAGAAUAUAUCCCUCAGGGUACUCGCUUUGGCCCUUUGCAAGGGGUCAUCUACACCAAAGACAACGUACCCAAACAUGCCAACAGGAAAUACUUCUGGAGGAUUUACAGCAGUGGGCAGCUUCAAAACUUCAUUGAUGGCUAUGACGUCCACAGGAGCAACUGGAUGCGUUACGUCAACCCGGCCCACGCUCUGGCUGAACAGAACCUGGUGGCUUGCCAGAACGGACGGGACAUCUACUUCUAUACCAUCCGACCCGUGGAGCCCAAUCAGGAGCUGCUGGUUUGGUACAGUCAGGAGUUUGCCCAGAGGCUCUGCAGCCAGGAGGUCGACAUCAAACAGAAAUACAUGAGUUCUGAUGAAGACCACGAGUCGGAGUACACCAAACAGCACCUACCUCAGCAGACAUGGCUUAAAGAAAGCACAAAAGAACAGGUGAAAGAAGAGAAGGAUGAUGAUGGAGAGGAGAAUAUCGAUGUAGAGAUGUUAGAAAGAGACACUCCGCCUGACACACCCGACAACCAGAUCAUGGACUUCAGCAGAAAGAUUGAGGAGAAGAGCACCGGAGAUCCAGAAGACCAGGAGAUCAUUCUGUCCCCUAAGCCCAAACACAAAGAGCCUAGCCUGGGCUUAAAUCACCCGUACUUAACACAUCCCCAUUCUGCACACUCAUCUCAGCACCGAAAUCUCCCUCUCCACCUCCACGGCCUCUACAGGGAAGGCGUUUCACCUUACCCCCUUUACCACCAAUCCAGAACCCUCCAGCCCAAUUACCCACUUCCUCCCUACGGUCAACACUAUCCUCGCCUCCUCCUUCCUUCAUAUUCCCCUCCCUUUCCUGGGAUGCUGCCUUCAAGAGGAUCGCUCCGAUACAGCAGCUUCCUGGGCACAGACAGACUCCCGUAUCCACCCAUCGGGACACCAAAUCUUCUGCCAGUGUCUCUCCCCUACUCUCCACCUUCACAGGGAGGUCUGAAAGAACUGAAACCAAAUGUGUCGCCACCACGAGGCGCCCCGGCCACCCCAGAGCUCUCCCCGAUCCCCAAGCCCGACAGUCAGCAUCAGUCUACUGAGCAGUCUCUCUCUGGUUGUGAAGAAGCUAUGAAUCUCAGCCUGGCUACGACCAAAAGCAACCCAGCGACACGCAACAGCCCUGGCCACAAAUCCCUGCCCUACCCACUGCAGAAACAGAAUGGAAAGAUCAAGUAUGAAUGUAAUAUCUGCUCUAAGACUUUUGGACAGCUGUCAAACCUCAAGGUCCAUCUCCGAGUGCACAGUGGUGAGAGACCGUUCCAUUGUAACCUAUGUAAAAAGAGCUUCACUCAGCUGGCCCACCUCCAGAAACAUCACCUAGUCCACACGGGGGAGAAGCCACAUGAAUGUCAAGUGUGUCACAAACGCUUCAGUAGCACCAGCAACUUGAAAACACACCUACGCCUCCACUCUGGGGAAAAGCCUUACCAGUGCAAGCUGUGUAGCACUAAGUUCACCCAGUACAUUCACCUUAAACUGCACCGUCGUCUCCACAGCAGCCGCGACCGGCCCUACCGCUGCCAGCUCUGCGCCCAGGCCUUCUUCCACCGCUUCUCCCUUCGCAUCCACCAGUGCAGCUGCUGCAUGGCUAACUCCAAUGCACCUGUCAACGUACACAUGAAACAGAUGGUGGAGCGGUUUGACGCCAGCCAAGAGGCUGACAUGCUUACAGAGGCGGCAUCAACACUGCAGGUGGAGGAAGCGAUAGAGCACUGGUUGGCUCGUACCUUGGAAGGCGAGGGGAAGAAGGACCAGAAGGAGGCCGCCAUACUGCUGAAAGCUCUGACUGCAGCUAUUAACGCACCUGCAAUGCCCAUGACCGCAUCAGCUAUAGCUACAUCACACCACAGCCCUCCACUGACCUAUCAGGAGAGGGCCAGCGUUGUCCAUCUCCACCAACGGCCAACAGUAAAGACAGAAGACAGUGAGAAGAAAGGGGGGGUAAUAUAAAAAGGACAUACAGCGUACCAUCAACCAAGAAACAAAUUGUAGCCAAAUAAAAGUCCCCUUUUUGUCCAUGAAGGGCACUAAAGGGGAUAUAAACUUUCAUAAUCCAAUGAGCACAGCACCAAAAGAAGAACAUUCCAAAGACUGGGCAAGGGUAGUGAGUGAUUGUACUUCCUCCCAAUUAAAAAAUGAAAAUGGAGGAUGAUAUUAAGCUGUGAAAUAUUAAAAAAAACUCUUUUCACUCAGGUAGAGAAGUGUUGCUUUUUGUUCUUUAACUUAUUACUAUUCUUUUUUUGAGUCAUCUAUAUUUAUUUAGUUGCAUCGUAAUCUGCUUUUUUUCUGUUAGUGUUUCUUUUAAUUAUGUGUUGACAUUUCCAAGAAGAUUUGAUCUCUUAGAAAAACCACAAAUUGACUCAGGAACAAUAAUGUGGUACAAACCUGUGAAUCAAUGUUCACUUGCUAUGUUGUGCUUUGUUUUACUAUGUAUGACAGUGUGUUUGAGCUUGUGGGUGCAUGAACGAGUGGAUGCAUAUGGGAACGACAGGGCACAGUGAUGGCACAAACCACCUUCCUGUUCUUUAACUGUUUCCAACUAUUUUAUUUAUUUAGGAUAGAAAAAAGGGAAAAAAAUCAGGUUUGUUGAAACUGUGUGUUAAUUACCAAUUGCCAAAAAUUACAAUCAAAGAACUUGAAUGUGUAGCACUGUUUUGGAUUAAUAUUCAACUAAUUCUAACAUUUAAAGGGAAAAAAUAGGUUCAGAAAAAGCAUUAUUCACCUUUUCUUUAUUUAUUAUUCAGCAACUU